GACGGGGCCGGCGCGCGGCGGCCGCGCUCCAGGCGGGCUCGCUGCUGCCCUGGGCGCCGCCGCCAUGGGCAAGAAGCACAAGAAGCACAAGACCGAAUGGCGCUCGUCGUACGAGGACUAUGCAGACAAGCCCUUGGAGAAGCCCCUGAAGCUGGUCCUCAAAGUUGGAGGAAGCGAAGUGACGGAACUCUCAGGGUCCGGCCACGACUCCAGUUACUACGAUGACAGGUCAGACCAUGAGCGGGAGAGACACAAGGAGAAGAAGAAGAAGAAAAAGAAAAAGUCAGAGAAGGAGAAACACCUUGACGAUGAAGAAAGGAGGAAACGAAAGGAGGAAAAGAAGCGGAAACGGGAGAAGGAGCACUGUGACACAGAGGGGGAGGCCGACGACUUCGACCCGGGGAAGAAGGUGGAGGUGGAACCGCCCCCCGACCGGCCCGUGCGAGCGUGCCGGACGCAGCCAGCUGAGAACGAGAGCACGCCUAUCCAGCAGCUGCUGGAGCACUUCCUCCGCCAGCUGCAGAGAAAAGAUCCUCAUGGAUUUUUUGCUUUUCCUGUCACGGAUGCAAUCGCUCCUGGGUACUCGAUGAUAAUAAAACACCCAAUGGACUUCGGCACAAUGAAAGACAAGAUCAUAGCUAACGAGUACAAGUCAGUCACGGAGUUUAAGGCAGAUUUCAAGCUGAUGUGUGACAACGCGAUGACAUACAACAGGCCGGACACUGUGUACUACAAGUUGGCCAAGAAGAUCCUGCACGCCGGCUUCAAGAUGAUGAGCAAAGAGCGGCUCUUAGCUCUGAAGCGCAGCAUGUCGUUUAUGCAGGACAUGGAUUUCUCUCAGCAGGCGGCUCUUCUGGGCAACGAAGACACGGCUGCCGAGGAGCCUGUCCCCGAAGUCGUGCCCGUGCACGUAGAGACGGCCAAGAAGUCCAAGCGGCCAAGUAGAGAAGUCAUCAGCUGCGUGUUCGAGCCGGAGGGGAACGCCUGCAGCCUGACGGACAGCACCGCGGAGGAGCAUGUGCUGGCGCUGGUGGAGCACGCAGCCGACGAGGCCCGGGACAGGAUCAGCCGGCUGGUGCCUGGCGGCAAGAUGGGCUACCUGAAGAAGAAUGGGGACGGCAGCCUGCUCUACAGCGUGGUCAACACGGCUGGGCUGGAUGCCGACGAGGAGGAGACCCACCCAGUGGACCUGAGCUCGUUGUCCAGCAAGCUACUGCCCGGCUUCACCACGCUGGGCUUCCGGGAGGAACGGAGGAGCCGAGUCACCUUCCUCUCCAGUGCCAGCACUGCACUCUCCACGCACAACAACUCUGUGUUUGGUGACUUGAAGGCUGACGAGGUGGAGCUGCUGUACUCGGCCUACGGAGACGAGACGGGCGUGCAGUGCGCACUGAGCCUGCAGGAGUUUGUGAAGGAUGCCGGGAGCUACAGCAAGAAGCUGGUAGACGACCUCCUGGACCAGAUCACAGGCGGGGACCACUCACGGAUGCUCUUCCGGCUGAGGCAGAGGAGAAGCGUUCCGAUGAAACCUCCGGAUGAAGUGAAGGCUGGGGACCCUCUCGCGGACGGGGGCUCCACGCUGGACUUCAUGGCCAUGAAGCCCUACUCAGAUGUUUCCCUGGACAUCUCCGUGCUCGGCUGUCUGGGGAAGGUGAAGAAGGAGCUGGACCCGGAGGACGGGCACCUGAGCCUGGACGAGACGACGAAGCUCCUCCAGGACCUGCAGGAGGCGCAGGCGGAGCGCGGGGGCUCUCGGCCCUCGUCCAACCUCAGCUCGCUGUCCAACGCCUCCGACCGGGACCAGCACCAUCUGGGGAGCCCUUCUCGCCUCAGCGUUGGGGAGCAGCAGGAGGCAGCCCACGACCCGUAUGAGUUCCUGCAGUCUCCGGAGCCUGCAGCCUCCACAAAGGCCUAGCCUGCAGGCAGUCUUCGGUGGUUUUGUGCUUCUCAGUUUUUAUUUGCAUGUAGAGUUUUUGUCACGAGACAAAAACUUCAUCUUGUCUCCUUCGGCCUGCGGGAGCAGCCCCGGGGAGCUGGUGAGUUGUCUGCGAUCAUGCCUGCCGCACUCAGAUGUGGGGUAUCCAUGGACAGCCCUUUGCAUCCUGGGGUGGACGUCACUUAUAAAGGGUGUGUGAGCAGAUUUUGUGAAACCGGCGUGGUCUGUCUCUGGGCUGCUAGGUGGCGGGGACGUCCCUCUCGGUGCCCGUGUAAACACACUGUUCAGUCUGCGUCCUCGGGGAGCAGACGUGGGUGAGUCCUGUGUGUAUCCCACCCCACCGAGCCUGCGUCCCCACACUUCUGGGGCAGGUCAUGGGGGGCGCCACGUGGGGAGCUCUGCUGGGCAGUGGGCCGUCUUGUGGCUGCAGCUGUGGAUCACGUGUCAGAAAUUGCUUUGUUCUGGAUGUGUUUACUGGAUGCCUGUUUGUAUCUGCAGAUUGUAAAUACAGAUCUUAAUAAAAAGAAACACAGCGUU
This is a messenger RNA of Odocoileus virginianus texanus, 2473 nucleotides long. RefSeq names its product bromodomain containing 9 (gene BRD9). Lineage: Eukaryota; Metazoa; Chordata; Mammalia; Artiodactyla; Cervidae. The record is from RefSeq and is a predicted model, not a curated record. Gene Ontology annotation, cellular component: nucleus. Gene Ontology annotation, biological process: regulation of transcription by RNA polymerase II.